Paramecium octaurelia is the source of this 210-nucleotide messenger RNA. The record is from the annotation of a GenBank genome assembly. Lineage: Eukaryota; Ciliophora; Oligohymenophorea; Peniculida; Parameciidae.
AUGCAGCUAAAAUAAGAAUCUUUUGAAAGUGAUUUAACUGAGUAUCUUAAAAUAGAGCAAGAGUUUGAAAUUAAAUCCUUGUUCAAACAACUCAAAAUCUAAAAUUAGUAAUUGUCAGAUAAAAAGUCUAAAAAAAUCAAGAAAUUGAAACUAAGCAUUCAGACCAAUUCAAUUAUACAAAGAAGAAGCCUAAACGUUAACUAAAUUUGA